AUGGCACCUCCCCCGGGACCAAAAGGGAUCCCCAUAUUUGGGAGUCUCUUGGAUUUGAAGUCUGGGCGUGACGACCUGGACUACAAGAUGUACCGACACCUCGCGUCCUAUGGUGAAAUGACCACGAUACACCUUGGUUCUAAGACAUGGGUUCUCCUCAAUAGCCAGCGCGUUGUGAGUGAGCUUAUUGCCAAGAGAGGAUCCCUUACCAACGGCCGAUCGCCGAUGCCUGUUGCUAGCGGCAUAAUCAGUCGCGAUGGCCGUUCAGUGCUAUUACCACCUAACGGAUGGACCGAGAAGCGCCGGGUUAUGCAUUCCUUGCUCAGUGGUACCGCGCUAAACCAGUACGCUGCCUGGCAAGAACUCGAGAGUACACAGCUUCUAGCUGAGUACCUAUAUCAGCCCGAGCUAUGGUAUCGACACCACUACCGCUAUGCAAACUCGGUGAUACAUCGUAUCGCGCUUGGCGAGCGCUUGGUUAAGACAGGCAAGGAACUAGCUGAUCUUCAAGAUGUGGUAACGCACUUCGUCGGAAGCAUAGGAGCGAGCUUGGUAGACUGGUUCCCAGAGCUGGACUCGCUGCCGAGGUUUCUUCAGGUAUGGCGUAAGCACUGGGAGAAACUGGGCCAAUGGAACUAUGAGGUAUAUCGGUCGUGGUGGGUGCCAGUACGCCAGCAGAUCAAUGCUGGAAUUGCGCCACCAUCAUUCGUCCGCGAUGUUCUCCUGCAUGAGAACACAAAGUUCACUGGAGAUGACGAAGAGGCUAUGUAUGUUGCGAUGCAACUCAUUGAGGCGGGCAGUGAUACCACGCGCGGAGCUCUAAACAUCUUUACGAUGGCCACUCUCUGUCACCCGGAAGCCUUUCAAAAGGCGCGUGAAGAAGUCGAGAGAGUCUGUGCCAAUGACAAGAAUAACUUGAGGCUCCCAAAUAUCACCGACAUGGCGCACAUGCCUUAUAUUUGUGCUUUUAUCAAGGAAAUCCUACGCUGGAGGCCUAUGUUUCCUCUUCUGCCUGAUCAUGUGCUCACAUCGGAUUUGGAAUUUGAAGGAUACCAGUUUCCAGCUGGGGUGGGCUUUGUCAUAAAUGGCAUUGCAGUUGGCAAUGAAUGUGAGGACCCUGAUACCUUCAAGCCGGAGAGAUGGCUGGAUGGACAUGAGGCAGAUGUGGCUCAUGGUUUAUGGCAAUUUGGAGGAGGGCGACGUAUCUGUGUAGGGUACCGUCUUGCACAAAGGGGCCUUUUCCUUAACAUUGCCCGCUUGGUGAUGUGUUAUGAUUACGCAGCAGCUGGUCCUUAUAAUUCUCGGCAUCUCAAUCAUCAUCGCACCGACGAGCCAUUCCCUGUCAAGGUUACAGUGAGAAGCAAAGAGUAUGCUAAGCUCAUUAUAGAGGAGGCCACGCGAGAAGGUGUUCUAGAGUGUGCAAAGGGUCCUAAUUGA
Molecule: messenger RNA, 1437 nt
Organism: Penicillium coprophilum
Lineage: Eukaryota; Fungi; Ascomycota; Eurotiomycetes; Eurotiales; Aspergillaceae
Product: cytochrome P450
Exons: 3
Coding region: 1-1437 (478 amino acids)
Molecular function (GO): heme binding; monooxygenase activity; iron ion binding
Source: RefSeq, a predicted model, not a curated record